Boleophthalmus pectinirostris (great blue-spotted mudskipper) is the source of this 1778-nucleotide messenger RNA. It is a transcript of the gene sgca, whose product is annotated as sarcoglycan, alpha. Gene Ontology annotation, cellular component: sarcoglycan complex; membrane. The transcript has 11 exons. The record is from RefSeq and is a predicted model, not a curated record. NCBI's taxonomy places the organism in Eukaryota, Metazoa, Chordata, Actinopteri, Gobiiformes, Gobiidae. Gene Ontology annotation, molecular function: calcium ion binding. The coding region runs from base 228 to 1430 and encodes 400 amino acids.
GACUGGCAAACUACAUUGUUAUUAAUCUGUUAAAGUCUAUAAUUUGGUCAUGCAGUUGUAAUUACUUUGCUGCAAACCAUUGGAGAAAUAGUUUUGAUAGAAAAUGUGUGAGACCCCAGACAGUGUGCCGGAUGUUAUGAGGUGAGUGGGUCAAAAAUAGCCGCAGCGUCGUUUGUGGAGACCCAGCCCUGCUCCUCUUGGCCCUGUCAAUCACAGCCCAAAACAAGAUGGCAGAACGGAGGAGCUGGUUCUUCUUCUUCACAGUCUGUGCUGUCAGUGUUUUGGGGGCCAAUGCAGAGUUUAAGUUCACUGUCCCUGUGGGAAAGUUAUUUACAUAUGAACUCAUGAGAGAGACUUUCCAGAGUGACUUUGAGCCAAUAUCCAAACUUUACGCUGGUAACUUGUAUGAUGACCCCAUAAUAUUCAAGUGCAAGUUACAGAAUUUUCCAGACCUCCCAGAGUGGCUAAGGUUCACCCAGAGACACCCAUACGAUAAUGGAUAUCUGUACGGUACACCCAUGGUCCCUGGUAAAAGUAUCAUUGAGGUUUGGGCAGUAAACAAAAGGAGCUACCAAACUACAAGGCAAAUUGUUGUUAUAAAAGCAGUAGAAGAGAAGAUCCUGCCCUAUCAAGCAGAGUUCUUCAUUAAACUGCGAGAGAUUGAGAAGGUGCUGCCCUCUGCUGUUCAGAGUGAGAUAAAGGCCGACCUGCAGAGACUGUGGGACACAGAGGCUUUGGAGAUAGUGAACAUGACCAAUGCCCUGGACCGAGGGGGCAGAGUACCCCUCCCUCUGGCAGGACACUUUGAAGGCGUGUAUGUCAAAGUGGGCUCGGAGCAGUAUUUUUCAGCCUGUCUCCUGAAGGUGCUGAGUCCGGACCAUUCCAGACAGUGCAGUGAAGCCGACAAAGGGGCCAAAGUCAAAGUCCCGGGAGGAUGUAACUUCUGCAGUAUCCCUAGCAACUGCAUCACCUGGUGCAAAACCCAGCUGUUUGAUCUGUCCAUCGCGACGCCUCCCCCUCCCGAACCCACCAUGGGAGCUGGGAUCCUGGAGGAGGGGGGAGACUUCGACCCCCCCGAGUCCCCUCCCAGCAGAGACUAUUUUCCAGACUACAUUGUUACUGUGAUCGUGUCCCUUAUCAUUGCCAUUGUGCUUUGUGUGCUGCUGGCCUAUGUUAUGUUCUGUAGACGAGAGGGAGUGUCCAAAAGGAACGCAAAGACAAAUGAAUUUCAGCUGUACCAUCACCACACCAUCCUCCAGGACACAGAUGAGUUGAGAAACAUGGCGGCAGAUCGCAAUGGGCCUCCGCCUCUGUCCACCAUGCCCAUGUUUAACUACCGGACGGGAGAGAGAGCGGCCCCCCUACAGUCUGACAGCAUCCCCCUCAUCCACGCCCAGCAUGAGCCCCACAGUGACCCACAGCCCAGAUAAAACUAUAUAUAUUGAUUGUACUGUUCUAAUUUGACAAAGUACAGAGUGGAAAUAAACUUUAAGCAGUAAUGACCAGAUGUGCAAUAAUACUCUAAUACUCUUGGUACUAUAGUUUUGUGUAUUUAUGCUGAAAGUAUUUGCAGUGACAGCUGUUAUGAAAGUAUUUGUGUGUUUUAAAUCAUACAUAGUUAUUACUGUUUGCGAGCUAAAUUCAAAACUGCAUAUACAUGGCUUUCAGUUUACUCUGUGGAUGCUGUAACUUGUGGUAUUUUUAUUGCAUUAACUGAACAAAAGUAAUUUAUUGUAUGUGUAAUUGUUUAAAAAAAAUAAACUGUAGUUGGUGGAUAA